Messenger RNA from Saitoella complicata NRRL Y-17804, 2850 nucleotides. RefSeq lists its product as uncharacterized. The transcript is spliced from 3 exons. The record is from RefSeq and is a predicted model, not a curated record. NCBI's taxonomy places the organism in Eukaryota, Fungi, Ascomycota, Saitoellomycetes, Saitoellales, Saitoellaceae. Gene Ontology annotation, biological process: transmembrane transport; intracellular calcium ion homeostasis; monoatomic cation transport. Gene Ontology annotation, cellular component: membrane. Bases 1 to 2850 code for a protein of 949 amino acids. Gene Ontology annotation, molecular function: monoatomic cation transmembrane transporter activity.
AUGAAACCGCAAUGCCAGCGUAAAUCAAGGAGAAGCUGUGCUUUCGUCGUGUUUCUUGUCGCUACGAUUGCGGUGAUCUAUAUCCUGGGGUUGGUUGGUGGGUAUGGAUUGCCGGCUGACACGACAAGGCACAAUGGGGUUGAGAAGAGGGAUUUGAUUGCAGAGUUGGUUGGACAUAAGGGAAAGGCUCAUGAGUGCGCCGAUGUCUUCACACGCACAGAUAAAUGCGCAUACGUCCGAAAACAUUGUCACUCUGACUCCCUCCUCAACUACCUUGAACUCUACUUCUGUGCACCCAAGGGCGUGCGAAUGUCUCUUCUUAUUGGAAUGGUCGUACUCCUUGCAUCCCUUUUCUCUACUGUCGGUCUUGCUUCCUCUGACUUCUUCUGUCCGAACCUCGCGACGAUAUCACAUACCCUCUCGCUCCCGGAAUCAGUCGCAGGUGUUACCCUUCUCGCUUUUGGUAAUGGGUCUCCCGACCUGUUCUCGACUUUCGCCUCUUUCUCUCAGCACUCAUCUUCCCUCGCAAUCGGCGAACUCGUCGGUGCGGCGAGCUUUAUUUGUGCGGUCGUGGCGGGGAGUAUGGCGAUCGUACGACCAUUCGGAGUUGUGAGGAGGGCUUUUCUGAGGGAUGUUGGGUUCUUUUUGGUUGCAGUAUGUUUUACGACGGGAUUUUUGGCGGAUGGACGAUUAUAUCUUUGGGAGUCUGUGGUGAUGGUUGUGUACUAUGUCGUGUACGCGGGCAUGGUCGUGGGAACUACUUACGUUGAACGCAAACGGCACCGUCGACGAAUGGAACGAGCACUCAUUCGGCAUCAAUUUGAGCCGCCUGGCACAGAUGCGGAAUUCCUGGAUGGUAAUGAGGAAGCUGAAGAAUCGGCUGCAGACGAAAACACCAGCCUCCUCGGCCACUCGGCAGACGACGUCCGCGCCCUCACCGACAUCACCGAAGAAGACGAAGAAGCAGGCCCCUCCACCCCCUCCGACGACCACAGCGAAUUGGAGUCCGAAUACCGCGAACUCAAUUCUUCUAUGGCUCUCGUCCGGACAGCAGACUAUGGUCCAUCACGGAUCCGUCCCUCGUUGUUUGGUGCGUUGGAGUUUCGGUCGAUUGUUAACUCACUACAGCAGAGUUCGGCGGUUGCGCAUCAGUUGCAGUUGAGUCCUGGGACGGGCCCGAGGAUUAGGGGAAGGAGUGUUAGUCCGAGGCAGGGGAUGGUUGCGAAUGCGUACGCGAGAGGACACGGGUUGAGGAGACAUACGGUCGGUAUGGGCGCAGUGCCGGAUCCUGACGCAUUACAGCCAGUGGUUCCUAGCUCUGGACCCCGGAAGUAUCCGGUCCUCGGCCGUUCAUCGACGGAUACCGAUAUCGGCGUCACCGUGGGACGCGCACAGAGCGUGACUGGUGCGGGGUUGGAUUACUUCUCGAUAGGGCGGUUGAGUGCUGCCGAAGAGCAAGAGCCCGUAAUGCCCGCCGCUCCGGUCAACUCACCCAAUUUCAUGCUGAAACCAAGGGAUGAUGUGCCACAACUGAGGAUUUAUACCGGUACACCUGUUUCGACCGCGCCUAAUUCUGGCGAUACUAAGAAGAAGCAGGAUGAGCAUGUUGUGCCUGUUGUGCCGAGUGUCACAGUUACAGCGAGUGAAGACGAGUAUGAGUCUGGUGGUGAAAUCGCUGCGCACAGAGUCAGAAAACUCCGAGCCGAGGAGAGAGGUGGUGGGGUGAAUCGGAUGUUGAGUCCGACUGCGCACUUCUCACAUUCUCCGAUUGCUAUGUCGCCUUCGCAGCGCUACGCCAGUCCACGGAGUACCCCUCCCCUCUCCCCCGCCGCCGAAGUCCGCGAAGUCCACGACCAUCUCAACACCCCGCUCAUCUCCCAAUCAACCGUUCCCCGAUGGUGGCCGAAACCACUCUUACCCGAUCCGAUCGUCUUACGCGCAACGCUCUUUCCCACGACGUUGAACUUUUGGGAGAAACCGUUUAGCGGAAAGGUUGUCAGUUUAUUGGCUAUUGUGCCUGUGUUUGCCUUGACGAUCACCUUGCCCGUCGUCGAGACGUAUCCAGAACAAGGAGAGAAGCCGAAGACGAGCGGUGCGUCAACGCCGGCGGGGUCAAUGAUUCUUGACCAUGACCUUCCAGUGUUGGAGGCAUUAGAUGAUGCUGUUGGCGAGCAUAUGUUGAAGGGAUGGAAUAGGUGGUUGACAGGGGUUCAAUGCAUCAUGGCGCCCGUGUUCUUGACAUUCAUCAUGUUCUUUGAUGAACCGUUGCUUCACCCCAUGCUCUACGCGCUUGUCGCUGGGUUAGCGCCGUUGGGGCUAUUGAUCACGUUCACGGAACCGGGUGAGGUACCUUUAGGACACAGCUUCUUGAGUUACGUGGGGUUCAUCGUGGCCGUGGGAUGGAUCUCUACGAUUGCAAAUGAAGUCGUUGGGGUUCUGCGUGCGUUGGGCUUGAUUCUCGGCAUCUCAGAGGCUAUCUUAGGUUUGACGGUAUUCGCUGUCGGCAACUCGCUUGGUGAUUUGAUUGCAGACAUCACGAUUGCGAAAAUGGGAUUUUCCAUGAUGGCGUUCUCUGCCUGUAUUGGUGGACCGAUGAUGAACAUUUUGUUAGGUAUUGGCAUCAGUGGAAUCAUUGCGACGCUGAAGGAGCCUGAUCACACGUAUCCCAUCAGCCUCAGUCCUACGUUGGUGACCACGACAAGUGCUUUGAUCGUCACACUUAUUGGCCUGCUGGUGAGCGUACCGCGGAGCGGAUAUAAGAUGACGCGGGAGAUUGGAAUAUGUCUCCUGGCCCUUUGGGGUGUUGCAACGAUUACAAACGUUGCGGUUGAGGUUAUCAUGUUGGAAUGA